Schistosoma turkestanicum is the source of this 3755-nucleotide messenger RNA. The record is from the annotation of a GenBank genome assembly. NCBI's taxonomy places the organism in Eukaryota, Metazoa, Platyhelminthes, Trematoda, Strigeidida, Schistosomatidae.
AUGGAGGAUUCUGCCAGACUAUCUAUGCUUUCACUAAAAAAUCACCGAGAAGAAAAGCAUCGGAAACGUCGUUCCCAUCGAGAGGAAUCAGACUAUCACUACGGUCCUAGUUAUUAUUAUCAAGAAUCCAGCAACCACUCGGGACAUGUAGAUAAACACGAUGAUAAUAACUACCGAAAUAGAUACCCAAAGUCAUACGAUCAACAAGAAGACUACAUUCGUCGUCGUAAAAAGUCUAAACACCGUAGCCCCAGCUAUGAAACAUAUGAAUCCAAACGAUCUCAUCAUGAGAGAAAAUCUCACAAGACUCGGAAACACUCCGAAGAUAGUCACAAAUCCACCUCAGGCCACGAAGACAAAUCUUUGGUAGUAGUUGAAAAUGAAGAAGAUGAGGAAGAAAUCAUCAGAAGAAGACGUAUUGAGAGACAAAAGUUACUGGAAAAGUUAGAAAUUGGAAAUCAAAGUAAAGAAGCCCCAAUUAAUAAACCUGAAAUCGAUCUCAAUCCGCAAGUUACUCAGGUAGAUAGUUUAACGGAUAUGGGUACAUUUGACGACACAGAGGACUUUGACUUCGAAAGCUUUGUCCAGGCUAAGUUAGAAUGUAUUAAAAUGGCUCCAACUAGUAAUUCAGAACAACCCUGCUCACCAAGUGGUCGUCUCUCUGGUGUUCAAGCUCCAGCUGCAAUGGCACUUCAGGAUAAAAAAAGAAAUGACCUAAAUAUCUCUGAACAAAACAAUUCCAAACCUUCUACAUUCGACAUGUUUGCUGAGGAAUUCGAAGUUGAGCUGCAUCAUGCUCCUGGAACUAUGGCAUUAGGGGCUAUGGCAUCUGAAAAUCAUGCCUUAUCUGACAACUGGGAUGAUGCUGAGGGUUAUUAUCGUGUUCGUAUUGGUGAAGUUCUGGAUAAGCGUUAUGCUGUUUAUGGAUAUACUGGUCACGGAGUGUUUUCUAACGUUGUUAGGGCGAGAGACAGUGCUCGGGGUAAUUUAGAGGUGGCGAUCAAGAUAAUAAGAAACAACGAUGUAAUGCACAAGUCAGGGCUAAAGGAAUUAGAAGUCUUGAAAAAACUCAAUGAUGCCGACCCGCAAGAUCGUUUUCAUUGUCUGCGACUUUACCGUCACUUUUUCCAUAAAAAUCAUUUAUGUAUGGUAUUCGAGUUAAUGAGUCUAAAUCUUCGCGAAGUUUUGAAAAAGUACGGACGUAACAUUGGGCUGCAUAUCGCUGCUAUACGUUCAUACACUCAGCAGCUUCUGUUGGCUUUGAAGCUAAUGCGCAAGUGUGGUAUUUUGCAUGCGGACAUCAAACCUGAUAACAUACUUGUAAAUGAAAACAAAAUCCUGCUUAAGUUGUCUGAUUUCGGAUCAGCAUCUACUAUACAGGAUAAUGAUAUCACUCCUUAUCUUGUUUCACGUUUUUAUCGUGCUCCAGAAAUAAUCUUAGGUGUUCCUUAUGAUUACAAUGUGGAUUUGUGGUCUAGCAGCGUAACUCUAUUUGAGUUACAUACUGGACAGAUUAUGUUUCCAGGAAAGACUAACAAUGAAAUGUUACGUUUAAUGAUGGAAGUCAAAGGUCGUAUACCAGGUCGCGUGAUCCGUCGUGGAAUGUUUCGCUCACAACAUUUUGAUGAACAGUGCAAUUUCCUUUAUCAUGAAGUGGAUAAAGUAACACAAAAGGAGAAAAUGACAGUAAUUCGUAAUUUACAACCAACAAGGGACCUAAUGACAGACCUUAUUGGUCAGUCAAAGCUAAGUGAACCAAUCUUCCGUAAAGUAACACAGUUUCGUGACCUUCUUGAAAAAACCUUGAUGCUGGAUCCUACUCGUCGUAUUUCCUUAAAUGAAGCUCUACAACACCCAUUUAUUACCGAACAAAGAGUUUAUGAUUUUAUCGCUAAACGCUAUCGGAAAGAAUAUUCAAUGCAAGAGAAUGUUGGAUUUCGAACUUUUCAACAGAUGCAUAAUCCACAAUAUAGAGAAUAUGAAAAUGGUUUUCCACCUGGUAUUUAUGGGUCUUCUAUUAUACCUAUUACCAUAUGGUAUCAUUACUGGAGUCGGAAUACUUAUGAAGAUAUGUUUCCGCAUAAUGGAAAUAUGUACUUAGCUGAUGUCAAUUGGCCUCACAUAGUUACAUUAUGUGAUGAAAUCAAACAUCCAAGAUGUUCAUGGGCUUAUUUUCUGGCAUUAAUGCAACCCACUUCAAAUAAUCCACACUUGCUACAACAAAUAUUUGGUGAAAAGUUUGUGACAUUGUCAAAUAAACAUUUCAUCACACCAGUUAUACGUGGUGGAUGUUAUCGCUUACGAACAAUAGAUCAAAUGAGUUUGAUAUACAUAUAUACUAUAUGUCAUCUUUAUGGUAAAAUAAGAGAAACUGUACCUGACUUAGAUGUAUGUCCAAAUCCAUGUAAGCGAAGACCUUGUCGUUAUAUUCCAAACGCAGUUGGUGAUUCUUGUAGACGUCGUGGCUAUCAUAAGGAUGAUUAUGAAUGCUUAUGCGAAUCGGGAUAUAAAUGGGAAAAGGACUUAUUAACAUGUGCCAUAAUUGAUACAUGCAAGUUAUGUAAUCAUGAAACAACUGAACUUUGCUUGCUUAAUCAAACAUCGGGUGUAGCCACAUGCAUUUGCAAAACGGGGUACAUUGGAUAUAAUUGCAAUCAACCAUUCGACGCUUGCAAAUCCGACACAUUAUUGAAAAUGAAUCCAUUAGACGCCGGUCCCUAUGUACCAUCAGGAUAUGAAGCAUGUGGCGUUAUGUUAAAUCCAACUAAUAAAUGCAAUCCAAUGUAUAAUAUGUUAACUUACAAUUGUACGUGCAGUACAGGAUAUACAAAAGAUUUGUCUUUACCAUAUGACAAUUGUUUGAAACAAAAAGAUGGUUGUGAUACACGUAUAUGUGUACAUGGUGAAUGUGUUAAUUCAAAAGAUCUUACUAACAGUGUCUGUGAUUGUGAUGAAGGGUAUGGCGGCGAAAAAUGUGAUAUACCUAAAAUUAUCUGGUCAGAGUGGUCAGAAUGGACAUCAUGUGAAGCGGAUUGUGGAUUUACUGGAGAGAGUACAAGAAUACGCUUUUGUUUAUCUGAAAACGAAGGGGACUGUGCAGGUGAAUUGGAACAGGUAGUUCUUUUAACUUUUUACAUUACAUUCUUUCGUACAUGAUUAUUCUCAACCAAGCUAAAGCACAAUGAUUAGUGAGUUAUACAUAAACCUUCUGAAAACGCUUUUCUGUGGAAUGGGUGAUUAACAACAAAAAACGUAGUUUUGGUGUUUUCUAAUAAAUACUUUGAAGUAUUUUGCAUGAAACAAGCGUUUAUGUAUGUUUAAAUUUUACAUCACACUUCAGGUACGAUUAUGUGAAUCAAAUUUAAAUUGUACACAACAUGCAUCCAUUUCAGAGAUUACAUGGGACAAUUUUAUACAAUGGACUGAAAACACAAUGCUGUACACUUUCAUUUAUUUGGGAGUCGUAACUAUAUUAUUCAAAUUUAUAAACUUGUUUAAGCAUCAUAAUGCAGAUUCAAAUUAGAAGUUAUAACACAUGUCAUAUGUAUAUUUCAUAUUACAUAGAAACUAAAACGAUGAAAAAUAUUCAAAUAACCGAAAAUCUCAUCUGCUUCAUCUAUUAGUAGUCUAUUCAUUCAUAAACUGAAAUGUGCUGCUUUAAUCAAUAUUAUUGAAUGAACAGCAUUUUUUAUCAGCGAAUCAGGUGUACGUUUUCAAUGUAAACAGUCUGUUUAAAAAAAAAACAAAUAAACGAG